UCACGUUCCCGUUUCUGUGGAUUUAUUUUCUUUUUAGGAAAAAUAAAAUCACCCAAAAAAUAAAUCACAAUGGAAAACGACGCUGGAGAUUUUGUUGACUUGUAUUGCCCACGAAAAUGCUCGGCCAGCAACCGCAUCAUCCAUGCCAAGGAUCAUGCUUCCAUUCAGAUAAAUCUCGUGGAUGUUGACCCCAAGACUGGCCGCAUGCUGGACACCACCAAGACGUACGCAAUCUGCGGGGCAAUUAGGAGAAUGGGAGAGUCAGAUGAUUGUAUCGCCCGAUUGGCCAAGAAGGAUGGUAUCCUCUCCAAGGCAUAUUAAGAUUUUUUUGCUGCCCAUGGAAGCAAUUUGAAUAAAUCUUAAGACCUUAAAA
Messenger RNA from Lutzomyia longipalpis, 373 nucleotides. RefSeq names its product 40S ribosomal protein S21 (gene RpS21). Gene Ontology annotation, biological process: endonucleolytic cleavage in ITS1 to separate SSU-rRNA from 5.8S rRNA and LSU-rRNA from tricistronic rRNA transcript (SSU-rRNA, 5.8S rRNA, LSU-rRNA); endonucleolytic cleavage to generate mature 3'-end of SSU-rRNA from (SSU-rRNA, 5.8S rRNA, LSU-rRNA); translation. The transcript has 3 exons. The record is from RefSeq and is a predicted model, not a curated record. Gene Ontology annotation, molecular function: structural constituent of ribosome. The coding region runs from base 70 to 321 and encodes 83 amino acids. Gene Ontology annotation, cellular component: cytosolic small ribosomal subunit; ribosome. Lineage: Eukaryota; Metazoa; Arthropoda; Insecta; Diptera; Psychodidae.